AGUCAAAGCAAAUAAAUUACCAAACAAACGACAAGUUGAGAGCUUGGCGUGUUUAUUUCAAUUUUAUUUUAAAUGUUGAUGUGUUUUCUGUAACAAUGGAUAAAAAUAAGAGACGUUAUUCGUCAAGUUCAGACAGUGCUGAAGAACAUCGUUUAAAAGACAUAAAAGAACGUGAUGAGUUUGCAAAGAGGCUAAAGAAACGUGAUGAAGAAAAAGUAAAGAAAGUCACUGAAUCUUCCAGCAAGAGGUCAUAUGAAGAAGCAGCCAAGCGACUUAAGUUAGAAGCUGAAGACAGAGAAAAGAUAUUGCCCAAGUUACGCAUUCAUUCUCGUCGGAAAUAUUUGGAAAAAAGGAAAGAUGACAAAGUAAUUGAGUUGGAAGCAGACAUCGCUGACGAUGAGUAUCUUUUUGAUGAAAGCAGCUUAACCCAACGGGAGAGAUUGGAGAGGGAACACAAGAAAACCAUCUUAAAAUUAGCUAAAGAGCAUGAGAAAGCCAGGGAGUUGGAAAAUGUUCAGAGGUAUCACAUGCCACAAGAUUUGGGAAAAGAUGCAAAAGGUGAAUAUGUUGAGGUGGAUGAAAGAGAAAAAGUGCCACAUUCUGAACAACAGAAAUGGGAACAAGAACAAAUUAAAUCAGCCUUCUUUAAAUUUGGUGCCAAAGAUGCUAAAGCACAGGAUGAAUAUGAGUUGUUACUGGAUGAACAGAUUGACUUUAUUCAAGCUCUUCAAUUGGAAGGCAACAAAGAAAAGAAAGAAACUGAAGAAAAAUCUGAAUAUCAGAAAAUUAGAAUGACUAUUGAGGAAACUAAAAAGUCUCUGCCAGUUUACCCCUUCAGGGAUUCAUUAAUUGAAGCCAUUAAAACUUACCAAAUACUGAUAGUAGAAGGUGAGACGGGAUCUGGAAAAACUACUCAAAUACCUCAGUACCUUCAUGAAGCAGGGUUCACUAAAGAUGGUAAGAAAAUUGGUUGUACCCAACCAAGAAGAGUAGCAGCUAUGUCUGUAUCAGCCAGAGUGGCUCAGGAAAUGAAUGUCAAACUUGGAAAUGAAGUUGGGUACAGCAUCAGAUUCGAAGACUGCACAUCUGACAGAACUGUUAUCAAAUAUAUGACUGAUGGCACUCUACAUAGGGAGUUCCUCUCUGAACCAGACUUGGCCUCUUACAGUGUAAUGAUCAUUGAUGAAGCUCAUGAACGGACAUUGCAUACUGAUAUAUUAUUUGGACUUGUGAAAGAUAUUACCAGGUUUAGACCAGAUUUAAAAUUACUUAUCUCAAGUGCCACUUUAGAUGCUGAAAAAUUCUCAAGUUUCUUUGAUGAUGCUCCUAUCUUCAGAAUACCUGGAAGAAGAUUUCCAGUAGAUAUCUAUUACACAAAAGCUCCAGAAGCUGAUUAUGUGGAUGCCUGUGUUGUGUCUGUAUUACAGAUACAUGCCACACAGCCACUUGGGGACAUAUUAGUUUUCUUAACAGGUCAAGAAGAAAUUGAAACUUGUUUUGAAAUGUUACAAGAAAGAACAAAAAGAAUUGGCAAAAAAUUAAGGGAACUUAUUAUUCUACCAGUAUAUGCUAACUUGCCAAGUGAUAUGCAAGCUAAAAUAUUUGAACCUACUCCAGAGGGUGCUCGUAAAGUAGUGUUAGCGACCAAUAUUGCAGAAACUUCUUUGACUAUUGAUAAUAUUAUUUAUGUUAUAGACCCUGGUUUUGCCAAACAGAAUAAUUUUAACUCAAAAACAGGAAUGGAAAGUUUAAUGGUGGUGCCAAUUUCUAAAGCCUCUGCAAAUCAAAGAGCAGGCAGAGCUGGCAGAGUGGCACCAGGAAAAUGCUUCCGCUUAUACACAGCAUGGGCAUACAAAUAUGAACUUGAAGACAAUACUAUUCCAGAAAUACAGAGAAUUAAUCUUGGUAAUGCAGUUCUCACUCUUAAAGCUUUGGGAAUCAAUGAUCUGAUCCACUUUGAUUUCUUAGAUCCACCACCACAUGAAACUUUAGUUUUAGCCUUAGAACAGCUUUAUGCAUUAGGAGCCCUCAAUCAUCAUGGUGAAUUAACUAAAGCUGGAAGAAGAAUGGCUGAAUUCCCUACAGACCCUAUGCUGGCUAAAAUGUUACUGGCCAGUGAAAAGUAUAAAUGUUCAGAAGAGAUAGUGACUAUUGCUGCCAUGUUGUCAGUAAAUAGCUCAGUGUUCUACAGACCUAAAGACAAGAUUAUACAUGCAGAUACAGCAAGAAAGAAUUUCUUCCAUCCACAUGGGGAUCAUUUGACUCUUAUGAAUGUGUAUAACCAAUGGCUUGGUUCUGAAUACUCAGUGCAAUGGUGCUAUGAGAAUUUUAUUCAAUACAGGUCAAUGAAGCGAGCACGGGAUGUACGGGAACAAUUAGCUGGCCUUAUGGAACGGGUUGAAAUUGAUAUGGUGUCAAGUAUUAGUGACGACACUAACAUUCGUAAAGCAAUAACUGCUGGAUAUUUCUACCAUAUAGCUAAGUUUUCGAAAGGAGGCCAUUACAAAACAGUGAAGCAUAACCAAACUGUUAUGAUUCAUCCCAACAGUGCACUCUUUGAAGAAUUACCACGAUGGGUCAUAUACCAUGAAUUAGUAUUUACUUCCAAAGAGUUUAUGAGGCAGGUAACAGAAAUAGAAAGUAAAUGGCUGCUGGAAGUUGCUCCCCAUUAUUACAAAGCUAAGGAACUAGAAGACUCCACAAAUAAAAAGAUGCCUAAAACUGUUGGUAAAUCUUCAAAUACUUAAUCAAUAAACCAAAUGAAAUAUUUCAAAAUUUUUAUUUUAACAAAUUUCUACUACAAUUAAGUUAUCUAACCUGAUAUAACACACAAAGUAUAACUGAUUAAAACUAAUCUAUAAAUUUCCAAGAAAAAUAAUAAGCACCAACACAAAGUAGGUAAUAUCCUAAUAUUCUAGCUUCAAGUUUUAUUUUUAUUAAUAUUCAUGUAAACUAUGAUGGUAGAAUGGUUGGGAUGCCACCACUCAGAAUUUCUUACAUAAUAUUCACAGACUUGUAAUCUAUAUCAACUGUAGAUAACAUUAUAAAAGAAAUCUACAAUUGACAUCAAUACAUCACAGAUAUAUUAUUAGUUUAUCAGCCAUCUACUCUAAAUCAUAGCAAUCGUCAAAUAUUUUUUUUUUCAUUAUUAAUACAAUAGGUAGCAUAAUUGGGCUAGAAAUCUGUGCAUCUCCCCUUCCUUUCCCAAUCUCCAUAGCGAGUAGGUUCUGGUCCUCUAGGCCCACCUACUUCUCCAGUAUGAGGAUUGAUAUCAUUGGGCCAUGGAGGAAGUGGAUUUUCAUCUUUUUGAGAUGGAUGCAUUGUAGGUUGUUCUCCAAGAUCAUUAAUUGGAGUUGUUUCUCUUAACUUCUUUCGGAAUUCUUCCAACCUUUUAGAUUGGGGCCUUUUAGACUCAUCUCUGGCUUUUUCAGUUUGUUCUGCCGCCUCAGGUGUAGUGGUAUUAUGAGAAUAUUUACAAAUGGAAAAUCUAAGACUUGAUAUAUCUGUAAAAAGAAACAUCAAUCUAUAAAUUAAUGUAUUGU
Molecule: messenger RNA, 3542 nt
Organism: Spodoptera exigua (beet armyworm)
Lineage: Eukaryota; Metazoa; Arthropoda; Insecta; Lepidoptera; Noctuidae
Source: the annotation of a GenBank genome assembly